CAUCGGACGCACGCAGAAUGAAAUAAAUAACCAGCUCCUGUUGGGGAGAUGGGCAUAUUUAUUUAUAUAUGUGUUUGCGGUGAGAAGAAGCAGGGGGGGAAAAAACAUCCCCAGAUAGAAGCGAAAACAAGCAGGCUGGAAGAGUGCGUGACACAGACGGAAGUUUGACCGGAUUCAGCCGCGGGUAGAGGAGAGGGAACGCCGCGCCGCUGAUCCAGGGCGUUGAUGUUCGGACAUACGGCCAACCGAGAGGCACCAUCCAGCAGUGAGACGACUGGUGGAAGGAAUUCAAGCGAAGAGGAAGUCAGAAAUCCAGCUGGAGUUGGCCUCAGCGCCACAUUUAUGAACAUUUCAGUUUCCCUUUGUUCUUCUGGCCACCUAGGAGAGCCGGUGCAAGAUUAAAUACACACCCCGUCCACCGUGGAUCAUUGGAGCGCCGCUUAAAUCUGCCCCCUCCCUCCUGCUCCCAUGGACUGUAUGGCAGAGUAAAUUUUCCAAAGUAAUUUCCUUAUCUCUGCUCUGAGGAAGUGUUCCGAUAAACUCAGAGCAGUUCAUGUUUUCCCAAGGGGACUGAAACGAAGGGAACCUGCCUGGAACGGGUUCUCUCAGCAACUUCAGGAACCUUAAGGGCAAACUCUGGCCGCGGCGCACGGGAUGGGGAACAAAAACGCCAUUCCACCCAGAGGUUCUGGAGGCGGGGUCACUGGGAAAGACGACGCAGCAUUGGUCAGCAGCGCUACAGGAGGCGUCGCCGCAGAUGAAGCUCAGAGCCCCAGUCUGGAGCUGCUGGCCUCCCUGCAGGCCCUGGGAGAAAGUGACGACUACACUCUGCUGCCGCAAUCCCUGCACCAGAUUGCAGAGACCUACUCACUGAGGCAGGACCACCAGUGGGCCGUUCAGUUCCUACGGUUGGAGAAGCUCUACCAUGAACGUCUGCUCUCUAACCUCACAACCCUGCAGGAGAAAUGGGAGAGUGAGUUUAAUGAGGAGGAGGACGGUGAGAGCCGGGUGCCUCUGGAAGAGGACAGCGUCAGCCGGAAACACAUUGAGAAGCUGAGCCACAUCUGCAGGACACACCACCGACCGUCCUUCAGCCCGGACCAGAAAAACCUGAACGCAGCGUUUAUAGACACUCAGAUUGGGACGGAAACUCUGCAGUCUCAUCAUGGCAAAGCCAACAAGCCUGAGAACACCCAGAGCAUGAUCUCCCAGUCAGACUUUUCCUCACUACAGAGGGAGGAAGAGGAAGAGCGGCAGGACGAAGGGGAAGAGGCCCUCGAGGAAGGGCAGGAAGUGGAAGCAGAGGAGCAGGAAGUGGAAGCAGAGGAAAAUGCGGCGCACGGCGAGGACACACCGGAGGAAGAGGAGGUGAAGGUGGAGUGGCCGGCCGGAGUAGCGCAGGCGUCGGACAAAGACCUGGCCAAACUCUCCAUCGCUGAAGGCAGCUCCUCCCCGGAUGGCCUGGUGUCCAUCCUGAAGAGGAGGCGAGCCUCGCUGGACGGACUUCCUCCCCCGAGCCCCGCCACCACCGCCGACAAACAGACGUCCAAACGCAAAGUUCGCUUCAGCGAACCAGAGGACGGCGUAGACCAAGAUGACGUCGGAGGAGACUCCUGUCUCAUCCUGCUGCUGCUGUGUCUGGUCACCGUGGUGAUCAGCAUAGGCGGGACUGCGUUCUACUGCACUCUGGUGGACACUUACUCCAACAUCUGCACCGACUUCGCUCAGAACGUCGACUUCUACGUCACGAACGCGCGGGGUUUCCUGGAAGGCCUCGGACAGUGGCUCCCCCUGCAGACUUAGGGCCAGCCGGGAUUCAAGGCUCUCUGGGCGUGACGGAAGAGGCUUCUGGUCGCCGGCGGCGACGGGAAAACCUGGCUGGACCUCCGGAAACAGCGUCAACCCCCGCUGCUGCUGUUUUGCAGAGUCUGAAUCUCACUGAUCACUGGACAUGUAUGUACACAGUGCCUUGCAGAAGUAUUCACAACCGUGAACUUUUCCAGGCUUUUAUUGUGUUAUAGCUGCUAGCUUCAGUUUAAUGUUAAUGUGACAAACUUCAGCAUAGUGAAUAAUUGUAAGGUGGAAGAAAAAUGAAACAUUAUUUGUAAAAGUAUGUUUAUCUAGUUUGUAGUGCAAAUAUCUUUAUACACU
This is a messenger RNA of Xiphophorus maculatus (southern platyfish), 2151 nucleotides long. RefSeq names its product consortin-like (gene cnstb). The coding region runs from base 655 to 1803 and encodes 382 amino acids. Gene Ontology annotation, biological process: positive regulation of Golgi to plasma membrane protein transport. Gene Ontology annotation, molecular function: connexin binding. The record is from RefSeq and is a predicted model, not a curated record. The transcript is spliced from 11 exons. Gene Ontology annotation, cellular component: transport vesicle; trans-Golgi network; plasma membrane. NCBI's taxonomy places the organism in Eukaryota, Metazoa, Chordata, Actinopteri, Cyprinodontiformes, Poeciliidae.